Molecule: messenger RNA, 7904 nt
Organism: Sphaeramia orbicularis (orbiculate cardinalfish)
Lineage: Eukaryota; Metazoa; Chordata; Actinopteri; Kurtiformes; Apogonidae
Product: junctional protein associated with coronary artery disease-like
Exons: 4
Coding region: 180-4430 (1416 amino acids)
Biological process (GO): positive regulation of blood vessel endothelial cell proliferation involved in sprouting angiogenesis
Cellular component (GO): ruffle membrane; adherens junction
Source: RefSeq, a predicted model, not a curated record
CAGUGCUCUCAGUCUCAGCAGCUGAAGCUGGGCGCAGGGGAACUGCGACGGCCGCGCCAAGCAUCUUCCCAGUGAUGGCCUCUGCUGAGCAACCGUGCACCAGCUUCCACCAGCAGCACUGCGCAUAAGGCAACACACCCACCUUUGCCCUCCUGCCCAGAAGUGAGAGAGACACCACAAUGUACAGUGUGGAGGACCUCCUCAUUUCGCAUGGAUAUAAAUUGCCCAAGAGCGGCCCUCCGUCUGCCACGCCUUAUGACAAGCGUCCUGCUGACUGCCAGCGUGAACUUGUGGACAACAGGGCUGGCCGGGGGACACUGAACGGGUAUGAGGCGGACCGGGGGGCAUCUAUCACAGGCAUCUAUGGCAGCAGGCAGGCACUGGUGAAGGGCUACCCCGCCAUAGACAACGAGAGCGGAGAAAGGAACCAAAGGAGAAAAGAAGCCGGCAUCGGUAUCCUAGGUGACGCUCAGCCCUUGGGUGAUUCUCUUGCUACAGAUAGUGGGUUCUAUGAUGUUCCUAGUUUAACUUACUCAGAACCACUGAGCCAUGAUGAGAGGGAUGUUUCCUAUUGGCGGAGGAGAGGACAGGACUUCAGCAUCCUUCUGGACUAUGCUGAUGGCAGGGAGCUGAGGGCCUCUGCUGCUGCAUGGAGGCCACAGGCCCUAUUAACAGCAGAAGAACACAGGGCCGAGAGACAAGCGCAGCAGCUAUGGGAGGACAUUUCAUGGCUGCGGGACCCCGAUUCAGCCCCUGGUCAGUUAAGAGUAACUGGGGAGAGGAAGUGCCAGAGCCUUGGUACAGAGGAGUGGAGGCCCGCUGUGGGCCUGGGCAGACAAUUGUCAGAUGGGGAUGGGGAGAGGUGGGCUCAGGACCAGUACCGUCUGAGGACACCUGAGGGAUUUUUUCACCCUAGAACUAAAGCAAAGUCUCAGUCUCUUCCCCGAGUUUUGUCACCUGAUGGAAAUGACUGUAGAGAGCUUAUUCCAUCCAGGCCAAGCCUACCUGAUAGACAAAGGCUAAGCAGUACUGUCUUCUCUGGGCCUUAUAGUAGGUAUGUCUACAGCGGUGCUCUUGGCAGGGACCGAUGGGGCAGGAAUGCCGGGCCAAGCAGCCAUGUUGCACUUUUACCAAAGCCCAGGUUCAGCAGGCCUUUAAAGCCUCCGUCAUAUGAGAUUCACCAGCAGACAAGGGGUAGCGCAGAAAUGCUCGCUAUAGACCAGGGUGCCAAACAAAAAGACAGGUCUAUCUAUUAUACUAGGAGUGAGAGACAAGACUAUUUCGCACAACACUCUGCCAUCUCUGGAAUGGAGCCUCCAGGCUACAUCCCACCCCCAUCUUAUAAAAGACCCCCACCCCCUAGAACAGUUUCAAUUAACCGGAAUGAAAUGGCAAAUCUAAGAUGGAGAGCAGAAGCUUUGCAGAUGCCUAUGUCAGAUCCUGGAAGGUGGUUUUCCAGACAGACAAGUACUUCGUGGCUGGAACAUUAUGGAGAUCGUGGUGCGUCCUACCGGAAACAGGUGCAUUCUGGACAUGAAGAACAACCAAGUCAUGCCCGUCAACUACCCACUGAAGACCCAAGAGUGAAACAAACCUCAGGAGGGCCUAGCGGAAAUUCUCUCACUGACUCAGACAAGAUCCGAAACGUCAACAAAGAGAUUCCUUCCGCUAAGACUUUAGGACAAUCUACACUUGAUAGUGCCUUUCCUCCCCAACAGGGGCCAGCUCUUAAUACUGACAACCGCAAAACAGCUCUCAAUGACAACGACAGCAGUAAUCGAUGGAGCAACAGGGGAAUCAGAAAAAGUGAAAGUGCAGGUCCAGAACAAAAUCGUAGUCAGUUUUUUCCCUCUUCAAUUCUAGGUAAACCACCCCCUCCCCCAUGUAAGUCGGUUGACCAGGGUGUCUCUGAAAUAGUGACAGAAGUAAAAAAGGUGGAACAACCUGAACCACCUGAAAAAGACAAAUCCAAGAAUCUAAAAAAGAGACUUAGUGAGACAAUUUUUUGUUUGGUGUCUGUCCCUGUAACUCCGCAGCUCACAGGUACAAUUCGUGAUCAAAAUAACAACAAUGAAAAGUCACCAGACCCGGCGGAUAGUCCUAGUAACAACAAAACUGGCCAUUUAACAAACCAAAGUCUCCAAAGCACAUCUUCAGCUGAGGCUGAGCUGCAAGCACUAACUGGUAGCAUAGCAAGCAGCAAAACAAGCAGCAGAGCAAGCAGCAAAAUGUUUAAAAAAGUAUCCUGUAGACCACCUAAGAUAAACCAUUACAAGGAGCUGAAAUUGUCAGGAUCCUGGCCUGCAAACCAGUAUCGAGACCAGGAAACACAAACAAGCCCAGAGGCCCGGAAACCUGCCCCUGAUGACAAGGAAGCACAAGAUCCUGCCGCGCCCAACACUGAAGUUCCACCUGAUAGCAGCAGUGUAGUGGGCACUGCCUUCAGUUUUCCUAUAAAGGGAGUGAAGAGCCUAAAACUGUCCAGCAACAGCGCCUUUUCCCUAACCGCCACUUUCUCCAACCAGCUGAACAAGAGCACAGCUCAGCAGCCAGCAGUACCACCCUCAGGAAAUGUGGAGGAGACCAAACCAGCAGCAAACAGUGGGAAGGAGGCAUUUGACCAAUUUGUGAUUAAACCAGCCAGCCAGCGAACAUGGGAUGCUGUGAAAGAGCUGGAGAACAUCAAAAAAGAAGUCCAGGAUCAACAGCAGCAGAGCAGCAAGCAGCCCAGCGUUGACAAGUGCAUAGAAGACCUCAAUGAGGCCUACAAAGACAUCUUGGAGCUAGGCACUGCCAGCAAUAAAGCCCCAAAUGGUUCUGUUCAAAUUCCCGAGCGUAUCAAAAUCCGAUUGACAUCAGAACCUCUCAACAAGCCCAGCAGCUUGCGGCGUAGUGCAGUUAGUUGGUCUGUUGAUCCAGAAUACAGGGAGGUUAAAAGCGCCUUCUCCAGGCCUGCGACAAAAUCAGUAACUUUCAGCAAGCAGCUUAGGGAGGAGCUCCCUGUCCCGCCCCGAGAGACAGGCUUUAGAGAAUACAGGGUUGUUGCGCAUCUUUCACGUAGACGAAGCAACGAUGGAAGGACAGUAAAACUAGACUUGCCGGAUGAGCCUAUUGAGACACCACUUUGUGACUUCAGUCCAACUACGCACACCACAGCAGCAGAGGUGCCAUGGGCAGAUAGACAGCCCAUGCAGGACGCCUCUACGCUCACUAGUCCUCCUGACUAUGAGGACAUAUGCCAGGCUUUGCGUCAGUCUAGAGACUCAACAGAUGUCAACAAAGCAUCUACAGGGACGUCUAAACCUGGUGAUGAGACUAUUCAAGAUCUAGGUGUUGAAUCAGAGGAGGAAUGCCCUAUUUGCAAAAGAGAACUUGAGAAUCAGAUGAGACAGGGCCCACUGCCUCCACUUCAUGAGGAGAACAGCUCAGACAGCUCAGCCAAUCAAAGCAGUCCACCGCAAUGUGCUGCAUUAGAAAGUCAAGCAGAGGAUACAAAAACACAGGACCCAAAUGACUCAAACUUGAAUAAGUCAGGGUCUGACCUGUGUGCUGAAACAAUGGAACAGCAUUUACUGACAGAGGAAAAUGUGGGUGGGGGUGAAAAAACAGACAAUGCUCAAGUAGAAAACCUGGACAAAUUGUGUACAGUUAAUCCUGCUGAAAGCAUAGCAGGGAGUGGAUCUACAGAGGAGGGGGCGUCCACAGUAUUAGUGACUGACGUGUCUACAGACUCUCAAGUCACAGAGGAACAGAGUGUUAGUGAAGGAGUGAGGGAAAAAGGGGAAUGUGAAGGAAAGGAAGCCAUUACAGGAGAAGCAUCUGAAGGCAGUGCAGAUCAACAGAGAGCUGAAGAGAAAAGUGAGCGUGAGGGACAAGACAGUACAGUGACGGACGACAAGCAGGAGCAAGAGAAGAAGCCAUUUGCUGUCCCAGAGCAUAGACUUGGUCUAAAGACUCAUCUGGGACGAGACCACCCAGGGUUACCGGAGUUUCCACCAGACAGACUGCCACUUUCAGUACCCCCAAACCUCGAUCGCAGGCUUUCUCUUAGCUUGGAGGGUGAGAGGAGAAGCAGGGGCCUCACCUCUCGAAUCGAAGCCCUGCAGAACAAACUUGCUAUUUCUCCAGGCCGAGUGGCAGUUGAGCGACUGUCACGGAUGAGGGAGGUGGACGUUAUGUAUCGUAUGAGACGCUUGAGCAUCAGGAGUACUGACUCUGGGGAAGGGGAGACAGAGGCAGAGGGCGAAGGCGAGGGCGAGGGCAAGGGUGAGCGAGUAGAAGAAGCCCUCCUUACCCCUCAAACAGACAAUGAAAAUGAUCAAGAGGUCACUCAUUCACAUCAGGUCUCUGAGGAGACAGGGCUGCAAGCUGAGGAGGAGUCAUCUCACUCAGAAGAACCCCAUGAUCCCAGUGGAGUGGAGACAGAGUAGAAAGACUGCGUCCAUCAUCUCCAUCUGAGGUUUUUAGCUCCAACACUGUGACCUGGCUGCCUACUAGAAUGCCUUCAUCUCAUCUUGACACUGAAAUGGCCUUCUUGUCCGACAAGAGCAUUGUGUACACCCUCACCCUCUGCGCUGCGUUGACUACUAAGAGUGCUGUUCCACUGCCAAAGGGAGGUGCCCCCUUUAACUUGCAGGGCAACUUCCAACCCUUUCCCCACCCUUUCCCAAACAGUCUCCCUAAACAAACUUCCCACCUUCCCGAUCUGUCCUCCAUCCCCGAGCCCAUUCUCUUCUAGGGUUUCUACUAGUUAGUCUUCUUGUAGCGGCUUGUCCUUUCUAUUGUAUCCUCCCUAUGCUUUUCUCAUUGGCAGACAUUAUGCAAUUCUGUCGCGCAUACUAGAACUUCUGAAAUGUCCAUAGUGAAUACAGUCAAGGCAUUCUUUGCAUAUUGAACAAAUCUUGUUUGUUUACGGGCGAGCUGUUAAGGAUAUGAAUGUAAGCGAUUCUCUUUUACUUACCUUAGACUUAGGAGGGUUAGUCUCACAACCUCUUCUGUUGCAUUUAAACUACACCAAAAUUAACUGCUUAUCUGAUUGUCGUGGUGAGGCGACAGCUGUUUGAGGACUGGAAAACACUGUCUCUGGCUUAAGAACUGUUUUUAAUUUUCAGAUUAGAUCAAUCAGCCUUUCUUUUUUUAAGGAAAAAAAAUCAACAACAUUGUGCCCUGUCUCAUUGCUUUUGUACACAUUGUAAACAUAACCCCAUAGGGCUCUUCAGUGAAGAGCUUUUCUAUACUGUAUAACAUGAUAGAUUAAUGACCUAUUCUACAAUGUACUGGUUCAAGCUGGAGGGGGAAGAGUUGCCUUUUUUAACUAGAUGUGUUUCUUGGAUUAGAUCAGGUAAAAUCCUGGGUUAGUGCCCUGAUCAAUCAGAUGUAAAGCUCCCAUUUCCAGGUAAUUUCAGGAAGCAAUAAAAAGGCACAGACUAAAUUUAAGUGGUGGCCGGCAACUUUGAUAAACAUUUAAGAUGGAUAUAUGGAUAUAGAACAAAAAAAAAGAAAAAAAAAAGAAAAAAAAAGAUUUGUAGAGCAAUAUUGUUGUACAAACAGCUCAGUGGUGUAGUGGAGCUACCUAUAGGAACCAUUGUCAGGAGUUCUAAUGCGAACAUUUCAUUCAAAUCAUAUUACAGGGAUAUGGAGUUGUGUCAGGGUAUUUGGGCGUUUAAUAGGGGGUGGGUCCUUUACUUCAUGGUAUAUAUCUAUGUUCAUUCAUCUGUACCGCAAAGAGACGUCAUUUCAUGGAAUAUUUAUUUUUUUUUAUCAUCAUAAUUGUUAAUCAGUUUUCAUAAUGUACAAAAUAAAGUAUAUUUUAAAUAUUUUAAGAGAUAUUUUGUAUUUAACCAUGAAAUUUUAUUUCUCCGCACUUCUAUCAAGCUGAAAAUAUCAUAUGUCUGUAUAGUAUCAUAUUGAGAGUAUACAUAAUUUUCUAGUGCUUUAAAUCUAAGAGAGUGAAAUGAAGUAGGGAUGGCCCUGUGGUGUGCCUUGAUCACACGGUUUGGUUUUCCACAAGCGAUGGGGUUCAUCACUGCAGGUGUUGACGCGAUGGAGAUUUUUUUCUGAUUGUGCCAUAAUUUCCUCUUUGAUAAUGCUUCUUCAUACGCUAACAGUUUGUUGUCGGACAUUCCUUGUGGUAUUUGGUAAAUUAUUUCCAUCUCAGCUGUAUUUCCCUAUGUCGGGUGUCAGAUAAGGUCCAUGUUGUAUAUGUGUUUUGUUUGUUUUUUGUCUUUGUUAUGUCUUCCAAUUUAUGUCAUGUACUGUUUUCUUAUGGGUUCCUCAAAACCUGUUUGGAAAUAAAUUUCAGUUAGAUAUUUAGUAACCCUUUCUUUUACAGUCCACUAAUGCAGCAUUUACCAGGUAACCAUAUGGUAAACUCUAGUAUAUUGGUGAGUAAUUACCACACUUACACAAGCUGAUGAAUUUAGAAGAAAGAAGCAACACUUCUGUCAGAAUAUUCUUAUAUCAUGUGUUUCUGCAGUUAUUUCAGUUGCUAUCUGUUAUGGCCAAAAAUGUGUUUUGUGAAGUUGUAGCUACCUUAAUAUUUUCACCAAAUUGUUUGACAUACUGUCAACCCACUGCUGAGAUAUUGCAUUAAAUCAAUGGACAGCAAUUGAUGCCCUUGACCUUUGGCCACAACAAUCUUUUCAGUUCAUCGAUAAGUCAAAGUAAAUGUAAAUAGUUCUUGAGAUCUUAUGUAAUAUGUAAAGACCAUAGCUCAAAUACUAAGAAAAAUUUUACUUUUAAACAACUGACUAAAUAAUGUCCAGUUGUGAGCAAUUUGAGUUUGUCAUAAAUCAAAUAUAAUGGUCUACUUGAAAAGUAGAUACCUCCACUAGUAAAUCCCAAUUCAAGUUAAAAUUAUAGCAGUUGAAGAUACAUGCACAGAACACAGCCUGUACUUAACAACAUGUACAAUAACACCAGAGGAAAACUGGGACUGUGGAUGUUAUUUGCAAUUAAAAAAAACUUUUUCAUUUUUAAGGUACAUCUAAUAUUCUCUUUUAUAACAGGAUGUAGCUAUGAACAAUAGCAAUGCAAGACAAAUUAUUGAUCGGAAAAACUAUUCUAUCAUUUCUAGACAGCACACAAUUACCAAUAUUUAGUCAAUCUGAUGUAUAAUAGUGGGUAUUUGUAUUUCAACUGUAGUUUCUCAGAAUUUACCAGUUAAAUACUAGUAUAUGGGGGACUGUAACAGGAAGGGUUGUUUUUUCUUUUCCUUCAUUUUUUUCUUGUCCUUUUUAAAUUUUUGUCAUUCAGCAACAUGUUCUUUUGUGUAAAGGUUCUGCUGUCGCUAUAACAUUUUUGCACUAAAGGAUAAAAUGCAGACUUUUGGGUUUAAACCACAUCUUUGCCAAAAUGCGUUUUUUUUUUUUUUCUUUCUCAAAAAACUGUGGAUGUUUAUUACACCUAAAAUAAAUGAAGGUCAUUAAAAUCUUAAAGCAUUUUGGCCAAAAAAAAAAAAAAAAAAAAUGCAGUGAUGUGGUUUUCCACAACAGCAGUGCUGCAUUGGUGUAAUGUAUCAACAACAGACCUAUAGGUAUCCAUCACUGUUUAGUCACUCAAAAAGAUCAGUUAACUGUUAUGUAGCAUUUACAGUUGUAGCAUUUGAUCAACUCAGAAGUUUGUCUCAGUAUUUUAAACAUUUCUUGUAAAUUUGGAAGUAUCAUAUCGCCUUAUUAUGUGUGCAUUACAUUACACUCCAGGCAAUGCCAAAUACGUACUAAGCACUGUUUCAUACCGUCUAGGUUUUUAAAGACAACUUAUUUACUGUUCUGCCAUCCCUCUAGCUGGAGAGGUAGAGUAGCAUUGUGGAUAGUUUCUGCUCUUCAUGCUGUUUUAUCUGUAGGAACAUUGAAUCAAAACUGUGAACUUCAAACAAAGCUAAAAGCAUAGUUAAAGAUAAAAAA